UUAAAAACACACUAAAAAAUACAAAAUUUAUGCGACACACAAAUCCAUACACUUCCGUUUGAGCUUUCUUUAGUUCCCUCCGUUUGGAUCGGAUCUUUCAACUUCUUCAUUAUCAACAAACACAAGCCCGGAAAAGAAAAACAAAAAACAGAACGCCCAAAAAUCCAAAAAUAAUUUUUUUUUUAAAUAAAAAGAAUUAGUCUUGAAUGUUGAUAUGAUAUUCAUUUUUUGGGAACGGAAUUCCAUGCCGUAGGAGGUGUGUUUAUGGCUUGAAGCCUGGAACUUUUGAUUGAUAGUUGAUUUUUUGUUGUUUAAAGUGGUGGUGAUCAAUGGGAAAUGUGACGUCAAGUGUGGCGGCAAAAUUUGCAUUUUUCCCGCCGGACCCACCCACGUACGAUGUAUACUGUGACGAAUUGGAUGGGCGGAUGGUGAUGAGUGGUUUAACGGCGGAUAAAAACGUGGACGUACAUUUACUUCAGACGAAGGGCGGCAAUAAGGUUGUGGCUACGUUCUGGAAGCACCCGACGGGGAGGUUCACCUUAUUGUACUCCCAUGGAAACGCCGCCGAUUUGGGACAGAUGCAGGACCUGUUUAUUGAGCUCAGGGCCCACCUCCGCGUCAAUAUCAUGAGCUACGAUUAUUCAGGAUAUGGAGCAUCCACCGGUAAGCCAUCUGAGUUCAACACAUACUAUGACAUCGAGGCUGUCUAUAGUUGUUUGAAGAAUGAAUAUGGAAUCAAGCAAGAGGAUGUUAUUUUGUAUGGUCAAUCUGUUGGGAGUGGUCCAACACUACACUUGGCUGCUCGUUCACCUAGGUUGAGAGCUGUUGUUCUUCAUAGUGCCAUUCUUUCUGGAAUACGAGUUCUGUACAAUGUCAAGUUGACAUUCUGGUUUGACAUUUUCAAAAACAUAGACAAAAUACGGGAUGUCAAUUGCCCUGUUCUAGUUAUACAUGGCACAAAUGAUGAUAUUGUCGAUUGGUCCCAUGGUAAGCGAUUGUGGGAACUUUCUAAGGAGAAAUAUGAUCCAUUAUGGGUCCAAGGUGGAGGACACUGCAAUCUUGAAACCUUCCCCGAGUACAUUAAGCACUUGCGCAAAUUUGUAAAUGCCAUGGAAAAACACUCCUUUUCAAAACGAAACAAGGCACAACUUAGUACUGCCCCAAGUAUAACAGAAUCCAAGCACAACAAAUGUUUGAGAUUUCCGAAAAGAUAACUGCUUCUUUCUUAUCAGUUUGGAAAAUGCUGCAUUAUACUGCUCUCUUCUUCUUAAUUCAUGUGCCAGUGUAGAAAGGUAUGUACUAUUAUUGAUUGCUUUUGAGUGCUCAACUUGCAGUUCAGCUGGUCAGAUUAUGUGGCAGUAUUUCAUCACGACUUUGAAAUGAUAUGGAGUUAGAAAUUAGCUCAUGUGAUCCAGAUCCUGUUGAGUUGGCAAUUUUCUUGGUCGAGAAUGACAAAAUAUUUCCAUCCAUAAGGCAGCAUUGUUCUUCUACGAAAACUGAAGUUAUCAUUGAACUUUUCUAGUGUCAUGUAUACAAGGAAUGACGAAAUUUGUGUAGGGUAUGACCAUUGCCUACAGAAACAAAAGAUGAAGAUAUCAGUGUCGGUUUAAGGGUCCUUGUCUAUGUCCAUCUUCUUUAAUCAAUAAGUUUUCCUCCCGCGAGAAUAUGUGAAAAUUUAGCUGCACAAAUCAGUUUAAACAAUGUAGAAAAUCUUCUGGACAGUGCUGCCAUUUGAUGCUGACCAAUGACAUGAAUUAUAUGGGCACUUUUUAUAUUUAGCAGAAACAUGUGCAUAUA
This is a messenger RNA of Olea europaea var. sylvestris, 1797 nucleotides long. Its product is annotated as protein ABHD17B-like. The record is from RefSeq and is a predicted model, not a curated record. Lineage: Eukaryota; Viridiplantae; Streptophyta; Magnoliopsida; Lamiales; Oleaceae. Bases 330 to 1214 code for a protein of 294 amino acids. The transcript has 5 exons.